Amorphotheca resinae ATCC 22711 is the source of this 195-nucleotide messenger RNA. RefSeq lists its product as hypothetical. Bases 23 to 193 code for a protein of 56 amino acids. Lineage: Eukaryota; Fungi; Ascomycota; Leotiomycetes; Helotiales; Amorphothecaceae. The record is from RefSeq and is a predicted model, not a curated record. The transcript has 3 exons.
CAACCAACCCCAGACCCAGCAGAUGGAGGUCCAGGCCCAGCAGCCAAGCCGUGUCAGCGCCGAGCAGCCUCGCGCUGUCGAGCAAAUGACUGCCGAGCCCGUCUCCAUGCGUGGCGGUGGAGAAGGUGAAGAGGUCUGCUGUGGCGUCUGCGCCGGUCUCGCCUGCUUCGAGUGUCUUAACUGCUGCUGCUAAAU